GUGAUGACGCACCAGAUCGGCAUGCGCUGGUACCGCCCCCCGGAGCUGCUGUUCGGCGGCCGCACGUACGGCGCCGCAGUGGACGUGUGGGCGGCGGGCUGCGUGUUCGCAGAGAUGAUGCUGAGGAGGGUGUGGUUCAGGGGCAGCUCCGAUGUUGACCAGCUGCGGCUGAUCUUCGAGGUGCUGGGCUCGCCCUCCGAGAGCAACUGGCCGGGCGUCAGCAGCCUGCCCAACUACCUGCCCUUCACGCCCAUGCCGCCGCAGGACCUCUCCAAGAUCUUCCCAGCCGCCGCACCCCAUGCGCUAGACCUGCUGGCCCGCAUGACACGGCUCUGUCCGCAGCAGCGCCCGACCGCCCGACAGGCCCUCGCACACCCCUACUUUGCAGCCGAC
Messenger RNA from Astrephomene gubernaculifera, 393 nucleotides. NCBI's taxonomy places the organism in Eukaryota, Viridiplantae, Chlorophyta, Chlorophyceae, Chlamydomonadales, Astrephomenaceae. The record is from the annotation of a GenBank genome assembly.